AUGUGUAUUUUACUGACUGGUUUAUUUAAUUAUUUAAAGAUUAUACCAUUCUGUUUCACAUACUUUUUAUUAAAUUUUAGUUUCUUUGGAGCCAGCAAGCAAGAUGUUCCAGACAAACAGGCAGAUUAUAAUCCAGCAAAAAGUAGAUAUCAUCCUGUAAAUGAUGCCUGCUGGACGAACGGGCAGAUGGUUCCAUACUUGGCAGUUGCACGCACGUUUGAAAUGAUCGAAGAUGAAUCUGCACGCUUGAAGAACAUAGAGACGCUUAGUAAUUUGCUGCGUUCUGUUAUCUGUCUGUCUCCGGGGGAUCUUUUGCCUUGUAUCUACCUGUGUUUGAAUCGCUUGGGUCCUGCUUAUGAAGGGCUUGAACUUGGUAUUGGAGAAACUAUAUUGAUGAAAGCUGUUGCACAAGCUACUGGACGUCAGUUAGACAAAAUUAAAGCUGAGGCACAAGAGAAGGGGGAUCUCGGGCUUGUUGCAGAAAGCAGCCGCAGUAACCAGCGCACCAUGUUCACACCACCAAAACUUACUGUUACAAGUGUCUUUAACAAGCUGAAAGAGAUUGCCAAGAUGACUGGUAAUGCUUCUAUGAAUAAGAAGAUUGAUAUUAUUAAAGGCUUGUUUGUGGCAUGCAGGUGUUCUGAAGCACGGUACAUUGCUAGAUCUUUAGGAGGGAAACUUCGAAUAGGAUUGGCAGAGCUGUCUGUUCUGGCAGCUAUCGCACAAGCUGUGUGCCUUACACCACCAGGCCAAGAGUUUCCACCAGCUGUGAUAGAUGCCUCGAAGGGAAUGAGCACAGAGGCCAAAAAAGCAUGGAUUGAGGAGCAUGCUUUGAUCCUGAAACAGACAUUCUGUGAGUUACCAAACUAUGAUGCAGUUAUCCCAGCUCUUCUGAAGCAUGGAAUUAAAGAGCUUCCUCAACAUUGCCACCUUACACCAGGAGUCCCAUUAAAGCCAAUGUUGGCACACCCAACCAAGGGAGUUACAGAAGUGCUGAAGAGGUUUGAGGAAGCUGCUUUUACCUGUGAAUAUAAAUAUGAUGGAGAGCGUGCACAGGUACAUAUCCUGGAGAAUGGAGAAGUACACAUAUAUAGCAGAAAUCAGGAAAGCAAUACAUCAAAAUAUCCUGACAUAAUCAGCAGAAUUCCAAAGGUAAAGAAAGACAGCGUGAAGACUUGUAUCAUUGAUUCAGAAGCUGUUGCAUGGGAUCCACAGAAAAAGCAGAUCCAACCCUUCCAAAUACUCACUACUAGAAAACGAAAGGAUGUCGAAGCUUCAGAAAUUAAAGUCCAAGUGUGCGUGUAUGCUUUUGACAUGUUGUAUUUAAAUGGGGAGUCUUUAGUUAGAGAACCAUUUUCUAGAAGACGCCAGCUACUAAGAGAAUCUUUUCAGGAGGUGGAAGGGGAAUUCAUGUUUGCUACGUAUAUGGACACAUCAAACACAGAUGAAAUUUCAGAGUUUCUUGAUCAGUCAAUUAAAGAUUCUUGUGAAGGUCUGAUGGUAAAAACUCUAGACCAGAAUGCCACAUAUGAAAUAGCAAAGCGUUCUCACAAUUGGUUAAAGCUAAAGAAAGAUUAUUUGGAUGGUGUAGGAGACACUUUGGAUCUGGUUGUUAUUGGUGCUUAUUUGGGAAAAGGAAAGCGAACUGGAAAAUAUGGAGGCUUUUUACUAGCAUCAUAUGAUGAAGAGAGUGAAGAAUAUCAAACCAUUUGCAAGAUUGGAACAGGGUUUACAGAUGAGGAUUUAGAAAACCACUACAAUUUCCUAAAGGACUAUGUCAUUGACGGACCACGCAGCUACUACCGCUGGGACAGUGCAGCACAGCCAGAUCACUGGUUUGAACCUAUGCAAGUUUGGGAAGUGAAGUGUGCAGAUCUUUCAAUUUCUCCAGUUCAUAAAGCUGCAGUGGGAUUGGUGGAAGAUGAAAAGGGAAUUUCACUACGUUUCCCACGUUUCCUUAGAAUUCGAGAUGAUAAGAAACCAGAAGAAGCAACAAACAGUUAUCAGGUACUGUAA
Molecule: messenger RNA, 2016 nt
Organism: Staurois parvus
Lineage: Eukaryota; Metazoa; Chordata; Amphibia; Anura; Ranidae
Source: the annotation of a GenBank genome assembly